Messenger RNA from Leptinotarsa decemlineata (Colorado potato beetle), 3416 nucleotides. It is a transcript of the gene Ack-like, whose product is annotated as Activated Cdc42 kinase-like. The record is from RefSeq and is a predicted model, not a curated record. Lineage: Eukaryota; Metazoa; Arthropoda; Insecta; Coleoptera; Chrysomelidae. Gene Ontology annotation, biological process: protein phosphorylation. Gene Ontology annotation, molecular function: protein binding; protein tyrosine kinase activity; ATP binding.
UGUCGUUAUUGUCAGUAGCUCAAAAUGGAGGAGUGGUAAACAUUGAGAAAUAUUUAGGAAUUUAUUUGUUUAAUUUCAUUAACAUAAACAAGACCGUUCAAAAUGGACAUUCUCCCAGGUAUUUUCUAAGCGAACCCGGAAGAACCUGCACGUUUUGACAGUGCUCUUUUAAGUGUUGAAUGUUAUUGUACUUAUCUGUAGACUAGGAAAUGGAGGGGGUUAAUGCAUCUUUUAAAAAGGGACCUGGACUUUAUGAAUUUCUCAUAGAAGCUGAGUUACAGCAAUAUUUCAACAGUUUCAAAAAUAAUUUGAAGAUUACCCACCCUUCCCAACUCAAAUUCACCACAGAAGGAGAUUUAAUCGAAAUAGGCAUGUCCAAACCAGAAAUGCGACGCCUUAGGAAAUACUACGAGAAGCACUUUCCACAUAACUAUCUUUCAAAAUUUAAAAAGCUACUCACUCAUCGUAAACAUGAGAGUGCUGUCAAUGAUGCCUGUCUUUUAGGCAGCACUGAUUCUUUAACCUUAUCUAAAGCACCAAGGGUUUCAAGCAAACAUAUUAUUCCUGCUGUGAGCAUAACGAUAAAUAAGGAACUGGGAAUGGGGGAGUUUGGUGUUGUCCAGCAGGGGGUAUGGUGUAAUGAAGGGGAGAGAAUCCAGGUAGCAAUCAAAUGUCUUUCCAGAGAUAGGAUGCAAAGUAACAUGGUGGAAUUUUUGAAAGAGGCUUCUAUCAUGCAUAACAUUGACCAUCCCAAUAUUGUUCGUUUUUUUGGAGUAGUGCUCCCUAAUAUUGAGGGAAGUCUCAUGCUUGUGACUGAAUUAGCUCCUCUAAGGUCGUUGUUAGAAUGCCUCAAAGAACCUUCUCUAAGAUCCAGCUUCCCUGUGUUGACUCUCUGUGAUUUUGCAUAUCAAAUCUGUGAUGGGAUGCAGUAUUUGGAGGCCAAUAGGUUGAUUCACAGAGACCUAGCCGCCCGCAACAUACUCGUUUUCUCCAAAAAUAAAGUGAAAAUUUCAGACUUUGGCUUGAGCCGGGCACUCGGUCAAGGAAAGGAUUACUACCAGACCAACUUCAAUGUUAACCUCAAACUUCCGAUAGCAUGGUGUGCUCCGGAAUGUAUAAGUUACCUUCGUUUCACCACUGCCAGUGACGUUUGGGCUUUUGGCGUCACUCUGUGGGAAAUGUUUUCUUACGGAUUUCAGCCAUGGGCAGCUUUGACUGGGCAACAGAUCUUGGAGGCGAUAGACGAACCAAACUUUCAAAGAUUGGAGCAACCCGACUGCUGCCCUUUGGAUCACUAUAAUCUGAUGAUGGAUUGUUGGAGACACGAGGCUGCAACAAGACCUAGGUUUGCAGAUAUUGGGCCAGUAUUAGCCGAAUCGAGGCCAGAACAAGUCCAAGCGAAGUUGUCGUCCAAUGAGGGGCCCCAUAUGUUAAGUUACAGGGUAGGAGAUGUGAUAACCGUACUAGAUAAGAAAACUCAUCAGCCUCUUUGGAAAGGAGCGACAGCAAGUGGUAAAACAGGCUUGUUCGACCCAGGCAAUGUAGUUGCCUACCUGGGUAGCGAUUUACCGAGUUCCUCAUUUUUACGUACUGAUAGCACUAGGUCGUCUGCCCGUAGAAAACUACGCAGUGAGAUGAUCAGUGCUCCACAGGGUGAUUUCAAACAUACAGGGCAUGUUGGUCUCGACGGAGCCUACUUUGGAGAUUUGAGCUUCUUGGACGGAUCAAAAGGCAAUUAUGCUAGUGUUCCUACACAGGUGGUGGCACCGUAUCGCCCCCACAAGGAUCUGGAAGCAGCUCCUCUUCUCGAGGGGGAUCUCAUUCCUGCUCCAGUAUCUCUACAGGAUCAUGAAUACCAUGAAAUUAGCGAUGAGGAGAAUACACACAGUCCAGGCUUAGAUUUGGGACCGUCUCUGAUGGCUGAAAUGGAAAGAAUGUUUAGCAAUUUGGGGCAGCAGAAUCAUUCAGUGGAUCACGAGGGGUCUAAUAGGAGUAAUGAACUGAAAGAAAAAAUGAACACCAAAUCAAGGAAGCAGGCUACAGUCAAGCCGAUUUCGGCUCACGACCAAAAGACUUUGGAUACUGCAAUAGCAAUGGCAAAUGAGAUCACGACAAGAUCGAUGUCAGCUCCAACUCCAACAACUCCUGCCUCUCCCAAUAAGAAGAAAUUCAGUUUCAAGUUUCCUUCAGUGCAUGAACAUGAUAAGCAUGCAGAAAGGAGGAACUUUUCAGAAGAAGCACUAUCUACAUCUGAUUUACAGUCUAAAGUUACGCAAGAGGCUCACGCUGCUUACCAGGGGUUGGUGGAGAGUCCCACGAAUGACGUCUCGCAGUUAAUGGUUACGAACCCACUAAGAAUAUUGAGGUCUGGACAACCAGUUAUCAAUACAAGAACAAGGUCGUCAAGCAUGGCUAGUACAUUACCUCCGAAAAUGGGGAGUUUGGUCAGAAGCUCCGUACCCGAAAAUUUACAUAAUAGGCCAGAAUUUUCCCAUGCAACUCUACCACGCCAAACGACACCAUUUCGUACCUCCACUUCAACUGCAGGAAUCAAUAAUCAUAAGGAUGAAAACCCUAUUCCGUUACCGCCACGGGAUCGAAAUAAAAUCCUGCUAACAGCAAAACCUCGACACACGCGGAAGCAUCCUUUAAUUAUACCCCCUACGAGCUUACAAAGAACUUUGGAUAAGGUGAACACUGUAUCACCUCCUCCAACGUCUAAUAGGGACCCAUUCGUAAGACCAGAACCGGUGUACACUAACAAUGCUGCCGAGAAGAAUCCAGAGUCUCAACACUUUGAAGAGCAGAUAGAAUCAAACUUGAACGCUCUAGAUGAAAUUCCAGGGGAACAAGAUAUCGUAGACGGGGUCGAAGGUUUUGUUGAUCUGAAGGCUGAUGAAGAGAAGAUUCACAGUCAUCAUGUAAGCUGUGAGGAUCUCUUGAAGUUCGCAAACUCUAAACCGCCUUCGAGAACUAGAGGAAAUGAUUCGGAUGAAGUCAGGAUUAUGUCGAAAGUGUUGGGGAAAGAUGUCACAACAGAAAAGUGUCUUCAGGCAUUAGAUCAAUCUGAUUGGGAUGUGAUGAAGGCCAUAAAAAUCCUUAAACUUCAGAACGUCGUUAGCACUGAUCUCUCUGCUUGUUUUAAUGCAUUAGAAAACUCCAUGUGGGACAUUACCAAAGCAGCCCAAUGGAUUCUUCAACAAGAUGGAGAAGUAACCCAAGUUUAAUUUUGAAAGGUUGACAUAUUGAAAAAAUGAAGCCAGGCUGAUAUAUUUACAUUUGAGUGGUUUUGAGAGUCUUGUUACCUACAGAGCAAGGACAACUCUGGGUUUUAUUCUGAUGGGGAGUUAGUGAUAGUAGAAAAAGUUCCAUUUUACUCAACAUUAAUUUGAAAAAAAAAUUGAAUUGUGGAUUUU